UCACGCGAGUUUGAUACAAGAUUCGAACUACUGAUUCGAUGCGUAAAUGUUUUGAAGCUUAAAAAGAACACUGCUGCACAGUUUCACUUUUUAGAGUGCUUGUUUUACAGUGCCACUUUAAAAUGAUUGAAAGAGACUGUCAGUUUGUCUGAAAUACACUGAUAAUACCAAAAAAAUGCAAAAGCUAUAAGUUGUGAUAUUAGACAUAUUGAGGUAGGCUGGUAUUCGCAAUCGUGCUGCUGUGCUGAUGGAGCGGACGUGCUCGUUGCCACGGAAACGGGAUGCGGGCAGGAGGACGAGAGCGUUUGAAAGCAUCUCCAGUUGCGUGCUGAUGUAGCGACAUCCUACUAACCUACAUUUCAACCUGAAAGAGGCAAUGGCGGCCAACGGAAGAUUUCCCCAUUGACAUAUGAUGGUCUACUGCGGAGAAACGGAACAUAAACGUCCAAUAUGAAGAGUAUGGAGCAGGAAUUGCAGUGUCCUGUGUGCAAGGACAUUGUGAAGCAGCCAAUUGUACUUCCCUGCCUGCACAGCGUGUGUCUCAUGUGUGCCUCUGAGGUGCUGGUUCAGAGCGGGUAUCCCCAGCCCGAGCUCCCCCCAGAGCCCAACUCACCCGCUUCCACCCCCAACACGCGGUCCCCGCGGCAGAUGCGUAGACCCUUGCCCAAGUCUGACCGUGUGGACCGGCUGUUGCGCUCAGGCUCUGGGACGUACCCAGGUCGCAGGCGAAAGGAAGGCCCUGCAACUGUCAUGCUUUUCCCUUGCGCCCCCUGUGGGCGAGAUGUAGAACUUGGUGAGAGAGGAUUGGCUGAAUGCAUGAGGAACCUUACACUGGAGAGAAUUGUAGAAAGAUACAGACACACAGUGAAUCUGGGCAGUGUGGCUGUGAUGUGUCAGUUCUGUAAACCCCCACAGGCCCUGGAGGCCACUAAAGGUUGUUCAGACUGCAGAGCCAGCUUCUGUAACGAGUGCUUCAAACUCUACCACCCCUGGGGGACUCCCCGCGCCCAGCACGAACACGUUCAGCCCACCCUGAACUUCAGGCCAAAGGUGUUGACAUGUCCAGAACAUGAUCAGGAGAGGCUGCAGUUUUACUGUAAAUCAUGUCAGAUGCUUCUUUGUUCACUUUGUAAACUGCGCAGAGUCCAUGCGGGUCACAAGAUUGCGCCUGUCACCCAAGCCUACCAGAGUCUCAAGGACAAGAUCACCAAGGAGCUGAACUACAUUCUGUCCAAUCAGGACAUGGUGUUGACUCAGAUCACUCAAUUGGAGAGUGCUGUCACUCAAACUGAGGUGAACAGCGUAUCAGCCAAAGAGCAGCUCUCUCACUGCGUGAAGGAGAUAAUGGCGCUGCUAACUGAGCGACAGACAAUGCUGGCUCAGGCUCUGGAAAGCUCACGGCAGAGAAGGGCAGAGGCCUUGGCCAAUCAGGUGGCUGAAAAACGCAGCCUGCUGGAGCACGCCGGCUUGAUGGCUUUCACUCAAGAGCUGCUCAAAGAAAAUGACCCAUCGAGUUUUGUGCACGCAGCCAGAUUAACACACAACAGAUUGGCCCAGUCUAUUGAAUCUAUGCAGCGUUUCUCUCUCUCUGCCGACCCCUCGUUCCGUCACUUCCAGCUUGAUGUUUCCAGAGAGCUCAAACUCCUCACAGACCUGAACUUCAUUCAGGCCCCUCUCGCUCCUGUGAUCGACACCCAGCGAACCCUUGCCUACGACCAGCUCUUCCUCUGUUGGCGGUUGCCUCAAGACUCCACUCCUGCCUGGCAUUUUUCUGUGGAAUUCCGGCGGCGUGGGGUGGUGCCAGGGGGCGGGGCAAGAGGAGGGAUUCAUGGGGGAUUGGCUGCCGCUCGCUGGGGCUGGCAGAGAUUGGAGGAGGUGACCGGGACCUGCGCGGUGAUUGACAGGCUGGAGAUGGACAGUGUGUAUGUGCUGAGGGUGAGAGGCUGCAAUAAGGCCGGCUUCGGAGAAUACAGUGAGGAAGUAUAUUUACACACACCACCAGCUCCAGUAUUGAAUUUUUACCUGGACUCUCGUUGGGGUCUGCAUGCGGACAGACUGGUGGUGAGUAAGGAGCAGCGCUGUGCCCGCAGUGUGCCUGGUCUGUCCCUGCUGCAGGCCGCCGAUCGGGCCCUCACUUCCUGUCACCUGACAGCGGAUCUGCUCGUGGGUGACGUGGCCAUAACGCAGGGCCGACACUAUUGGGCAUGUUCAGUGGAGCCCGGCUCAUAUCUGGUCAAGGUUGGAGUGGGCCUGGAGUCCAAACUUCAAGAGUGGUUUCAUCUGCCUCAAGACAUGGCUAGUCCAAGAUAUGAUCCAGACAGCGGCCAUGACAGUGGAGCUGAGGAUUCGUCAGAUUCCCCUCCCCCUUUCUCUUUCCUCACAAUGGGCAUGGGCAAGAUCUACCUGCCCUCCUCCCCCAACUCCCAUCACGCCAAUGCUAAUUACCGAGAGUCUGGCUUCACUAAUGGCAACGGCCCUUCUUCGCCAACUGGCGUCACCUAUCCGUUGCCUCCGAGACUAGGAAUUUGUCUCGACUUUGAGAAGGGCCGGGUCACAUUUUACGAUGCCCACUCUCUCCGACCACUAUGGGAGGGACCUGUGGACUGCUCCGCCCCUGUGUGCCCUGCAUUCUGUUUCAUUGGAGGCGGAGCUCUGCAGCUACAGGAGCUGGUAGCCAAUCGCAACGCAAAUCAAACCCCUGUAAGACGAGUCACCAUUCAAUCACGUGUUACCAAACUGAACUGAACUCUGAUUGAUUGUUUUUAUAAUUCGAUUUUAAGAGAUGGUUGUUUUUAAUUGCACCCAACAUAAACCUCUGCUUAUUUUUCUUUUCCUAUUGAGAGGCCUUUAUUGCUGCAUUGCUUGCUCAAUUAUAAACCUCUUCAACUGAAUUAUGAAUUUGGUGAUGCCACUUAUAUACCCAUGAAAAUGCAUAUUCACCUAUAUAUAUACACACACACAAUAUAUAUGGAAAAAUAUAUAUUUCCCAACCAAUCUCUCUGUGUAGGAAAUGUGCCUCAACGUUUUUUUUAUACUAGUUUUCUUCCACACUGUGUAUAUUAUAGUGAUAUAAUAUACCUUGUAUUAAAGUGUUUUUGUUUAUUAAUCUCCAAACAGAGCAGAAAUUCCAGACUGUUACACAAGGCCUCAUUUUAUAACCCACAGUGCUAUCAUAAACAUCUGCUCUUUUAACCUCUAGCCAUGUGCUGUCAAGACAGAUCUGUCAAACUCUUUCAGCUGUCAACUUGAGCAUUUACAAAGAUAUUUACUCAACAUACGUCUAAUGCCAGACCAAAUGCUUCUCGCUGCUGUUUUGCCUUAGAUGGUUAAGAAGAAUUUUGAUUUGUUGAAAUAUGUGGCUUCUAGACUGCAGUUGGUAUAUAAAAGGACUUUUUCUUAGGGCACGCUCACCUUGUAGCUUACACAAAUUGUUGUUUUGAAUUCCCAUAUGCUAUUGGACAACUGGAAAAUAUUUAAAGCUUAAAUUAAUUAAGUGAAGCUUCUUAAGAAUGAAAAUCUUUAAUGCAAUAGAUUGGAAGUGCACUGCUUAACUCAAUAUUUAUGUGAUUAAAAAUGUAUAUGUGUGUGAUGCACAAAUCUAACUAUUAUAAAUCACCUUAUGCAAAUUCAUACUAAAGCUUGUAGAGAAUAUUUUUUAAGAGUUUGAAUCAUGUGCUUGAUUUCAGUCCAGCUUAAAGCUUUAGAGUGUAGUUUGAAUCUUGCUGGAGAGAAUGGUGGCUUUUGCCUGCUGGUAAUAAAUAAUUAUAAUAAAUAAUGAAACUGAAAAUGAAA
Messenger RNA from Ctenopharyngodon idella (grass carp), 3792 nucleotides. RefSeq names its product tripartite motif containing 46b (gene trim46b). Lineage: Eukaryota; Metazoa; Chordata; Actinopteri; Cypriniformes; Xenocyprididae. The record is from RefSeq and is a predicted model, not a curated record. The coding region runs from base 451 to 2745 and encodes 764 amino acids. Gene Ontology annotation, molecular function: zinc ion binding; protein binding. The transcript is spliced from 12 exons.